This is a messenger RNA of Hydra vulgaris (swiftwater hydra), 3536 nucleotides long. RefSeq lists its product as uncharacterized. Gene Ontology annotation, molecular function: lipid binding. The record is from RefSeq and is a predicted model, not a curated record. Lineage: Eukaryota; Metazoa; Cnidaria; Hydrozoa; Anthoathecata; Hydridae.
AGUUUUAUUGUAUUAAAAAAAGCAAAAUAAUGGAGACAUCUAUGAGAUACACCGAAAACAUCAAUUUUCCAGCACUUUUUACAAGCAUUUUUAUUCUGAUACUUGUUUGGUUGUAUGUUACAAUUAAAAAAAUUUAUAACAGGUUGAAUAAAGGCAAUGAAAUGGUACCACUUGUUUCAACAAUAAAAAAAAUUAUUCCUCCUCAUAUCAAUAGUGGAUGGCAGGUAUGCAGUGUUUCUAAUUCGAUACCUAUAUGGAAAUAUGAUGUUACUUUCACAUUUGCUCCAAAAAACCUUUACUGCUGUCGUAUAUUGCUUCAAAAAAAUUCUCAAGUUGUUUUAAAAGAGUUGCUUGAUGUUGAAAUUUUUUCGUCACUUUUUCCUAACUCAAAAAAGUUUCAAGUUGAAAAAGGAAGUUUGAAAGAUCAACAGGAUAUUAUUUCUAUAGUUUGCCUUGAUUCUAGUUUAAGUCUGACCAGUAUAUUGUUGACCCAGCAUUCUUCACUGGGAAUUAACAGGAAAUGGUUCUCAAAUUUAUCAGAGUCUUGGUUGUAUAUUCAUCCUUCAAACAUUUUGCUAACAAAACUUUAUGGUUAUUGGAUGUGCUUUCAUGUUCAAAAUGUUGAAAAUAAUGGCUCAAUUUUCCAUCUUAUUGCUUCAUAUCCUUCUAGUAAAAAAUUUAGUGAUAUCUGCUCUUGCAUGUCUUCAUGUCUAAUAUUAUUGAAAGAACAUAUUGAUUCUAUUUCAAUAUUAAAACUUAUUUCAACUGAUAAAUGCAAAGAGAAUGAUAUCUCAACUACUGUUAAGUGUAAUGCAGUUGUUACAGAUACUGGUGUUAUCAAUGAACCUGUAAUCAAAAUGGAUAACUUAUCUCAGGCUAGUAAUCAACCUUUAAUGCAGUUGGAUGAUAAUGAUGAUGAUGGUAUUUCACUGAAGAGCACUAACAAACAGAGGAACACUGACAAACUUCAGUGGAGUACUGAUGAAUCUCAGAGAAGUACUGACAAAUCUCAAAAGAGUACUGAUGAAUCUCAGAGGAGUACUGACAAAUCUCAAAAGAGUACUUAUGAAUCUCAGAGGAGUACUGACAAAUCUCAAAAGUGUACUGAUGGAUCUCAGAUGAGUACUGAAAAAUCUCAAAAGAGUACUGGAUAUAAUAGUAAUGAUUUUAUUAAAGCUCAAAAUUCUGUGGAAAUCAAUACUAGCAAAGAAAAAACAAGUUUGUUAGAAAAAUCCAUAAAAAAUAUAGAGCCAAUUUCAUUAGCAAAAUCUGUGAAAGUCAAUGGUAUUAAAGAACAAAGUUUAUUAGAAAAAAUCAAUAUUCAAUUGGCUCCUUAUAUGAAUGUUUUACAAGAAGGAUUUAACACAAUGAUGAAGAUUUAUAAUGCUGAUGAGACGACUCCUGGUUGGCGAUUUACUGGUGCCAAAGAUGGAGUAAGAAUGUUCAGAUGUGAUAAAGAUGAAAUUUCAGAAGCGCCAACUUUUAAAGGGACUGGUGUCAUUAAUGUACCACUGGGUUAUGUUAUUCAAUAUGUUUCAUCGCUGUCUUUUAAGUCAGAAUAUGAUAAAAUGUUUGAAUCAGGAACUGUUGUGGAAGUAUUUUGUGACAACUUAACUAAGAUUUUCAACUUAAAAUAUGUUCGUAUAUGGCCUGUUUCAGGAAGAGAUUUUUGUUCAAUUUCUAUAGUUCGACAUUUAAAAGAUAAUAUGUAUGGUAUUUGUGUAAAAGCGGUUGAGCAUCCAGGUUGCCCUGCUGUUAGUUCACAUGUCAGGGGUAAUGUACUUAUUGGUGGAUUUUUGCUUAAAGUGUUAUCAUCUGACCCACCAGAAACUGAGUUAACAUACUUAGCUAGAGUAGAAUUAGGAGGUUAUUUUCCGCAAUCAAUAAUAAAUAAAAUAUCAGCCGAGCAAUCGAUGUUUCCUGCUGUAAUUCGAAAGCAUUGUGAACAUCGUUUUCAUAUCCAAAGUCCUGUCUCAGAAGAGAAAAAAAUAUUGACAGAAAUACAUUCAUUUCCCAGUUGGUUUGAAGAAAAAGUACAGGAUUCAGAAUCUAUCAUAGCAAAUGUCACUAGUAAUGAUUUAAACACUUUACAGGGUAAUGAUUUGAAUACUUCGCAGCCCUGUAGUAAUAGUUUGAAAACUUUAGAGGCUAGUAGUAAUGAUUUAAGCACAUCACAAUCUAAUUGUAAUGGUUUGAACACUGCAUUUCCUAAAAGUAAUGAUUUAAACAUUUCACAGGCUAAUAGCAAUGACACUUCACAAGAUAAUAAUGAUUAUAACUCUUUACAGGCUAAUAGUAGUUAUUUGAAAACCUCACAGGCUAAUACUAAAGAUUUAAACACUUCACUGUCUAAAAUUAAUGAUUCAAACACUUCACAACCUAAUAAUGAUUUUAACACUUUGCCGGCUAAUAGUAAUGAUUUAAAUAUUUUACCCGCUAAUAGUAAUGAUUUAGAUACUUCACAGGACAAAAGUUAUGUUUUGAAGACUUUGCAGGCUUUAAACACAAACAAAGAUAACUUGAAUGAUACAAGUAAUAUUGAAAAAACACUUGAUAAGCAUGCUCAAUCAUUCUUAACUACUAGUUCUACUGAUAAUAUUCCUCUAAAUUAUGUCGAAGUUAACAAUUUAGUUGAUUCUCAAUCAACUGAUGAUGAUCAAUCUGUUCUAUCAGACAAUUUAUUUUUAUCAGAUAUCGAAAGCAUUAAAUCAAUGAAAUUAGCUUCGUAUGAUUCUGAUGCUUCUGAUCCACAAAUGAAUCUUCCACGAGAUCGCUUUGGACAAAUUGAUUUUAUAACGCUUGGUAACCAAACUGCUGCUUCACUUGAAGAAGAGUUUUAUUUAGCAAUGAGUGCAGUAUCAUUGUCACCACUUUCACCAUCAAUUGAUUCAUCUUUGAGUAUUCAAAACCAAAAUUUUGGAUGGGUGUACCAAGGAAGUGAAAAAGAUGUUAUACUUAUGAAAAAAAUUCAUUCUCAUCUUAAAGUUCACAGUUUUUUUGGUCGUGGAGUUAUAUCUGUUCCACCAGACACAGUUUUCAAAGCAGUAUCCAACCCAGUUGUUCGCACUUAUUAUGAUAACAUGUUAAAGAAAAUAUCAAUUGUGCGACAGAUUAGUGAAAGAAACAAAAUAGUUUACAUGCUGUACGAAACAAAUAAGUGUUUUGUGAAACAAGCACGUGAUUUUUGUGUGCUACAUGCUGAAAGAAAAGAGGAAAAAAGGUUUGUACUUGCUGCGACAUCUGUGGAAAUACCUGACUGUCCAACUGUCAAAGAUAUUGUUCGAGGAAGGAUUUAUUCAAGUGGUUGGAUUAUAGAACCACUUAGCAAAGAAGGAAUGUCAUGUUCUAUGGUGACCUAUAUUUCACAGGUUGACUUUGGUGGACGCUUACCAACUCGAUUAGUAAAUUACAUUGGAAAACGACAGCCUUUAGGACUAGCAUAUCUCAGAAAAUACUUGGAGUCUUCAAAAUUAAUUUAAUAAAGAUAUUCACAAACAAUUUUAAAACAUAAGCAAUUUUUAUACAAUUUUUUUUUA